This is a messenger RNA of Mya arenaria, 3410 nucleotides long. RefSeq lists its product as uncharacterized. NCBI's taxonomy places the organism in Eukaryota, Metazoa, Mollusca, Bivalvia, Myida, Myidae. The record is from RefSeq and is a predicted model, not a curated record. The coding region runs from base 258 to 1082 and encodes 274 amino acids. The transcript is spliced from 2 exons.
GUCACCCAGUCUGAAAUUUUCAAUCAAUAAUAUUCCUUCUGAUUUCAAAUAAAUGACAUAAUCUAGACCAACCGGCAUCGCGUAAAGCGGUUUCUAGAGUCGCAAUAUUGAUUAUCAAUAGGGCACAUAGAACAUGCCUAUCAUGGUUAAGAGCCACGUAUUGGAUUAUUACCGGUACCUUAUGUCUAUCGAUUGACUGUCUAUUUCAAGCAUUACUCUUCAGUCAUAAACUGUUAUAUUCCGAAGUGAUACGAACAAUGGCUGCAGAAUUAUCUGUAUUUACAGUGGAACAAUGUAGACGCGUUGAAUUAAGAAAGGAUGGACCUGCAGGCCAUAUAUAUGGUAUUACAGUGCUGACAAAAGGAGAUAUAAUUUUAAUAAACAGUGGGAUUGGAAGGCUCAACCUGCUGUCAACGGACUAUAAGGUUGUGGACCAUGUAAGCGUACCAGAGAUGCCAUUGGGCAUCUGUGCUGUGUCGGACAACCAGGUGGCUGUCUGCACUUCUCAAAAGAAGAUACUGUUUUUCGAUGUAGAAGACAGCAAACUUCUCAAGAUGGAGCGGGAAAUUGAACUGACCCAUGACUGCAACCAUGUGGCAUACAUGACAGAGCACCUGUAUAUAGCGUCCGAUUAUACAGUGUACCAGUACACACGGACUGGUCAGAGGGUAAGGGAGAUCUACACAGCAGAUGGAUUGGGUUGGAAUAGAGUUGCAGUGAGCCGUUCCAGACUUUACAUUACGAAUUAUAAUGAAAACAAACUGGUGACGGUGGACAUGGAGGGCCAAGUUCUCGCUACACUGGUUGAUACGGACCUUGAUCGCCCCACAGGUGUCUGUGUGUCCCCUAGUGGACAGGUGUUUGUUUGUGGCUAUAUUUCCAACACCAUCUUACAGGUGGACAGUCAGGGCCAACAAAAGUUGGCUACACUGGCCAACAAGAAUGAUGAUGUGUCCUGCCCACAAUCAAUGCACUUUGACAGUAGGACAUCAUCCCUUCUUGUUGGUCAAAACAAUACUGAUGAUCUUUUGGUGUUGAAACUUAAAUGGAAAAGAAAUCCUAUUACCAUUAAAUUAUCAUAGAACUAAAUGUUAACUAAACUGAUUUAAAUACCAGUAAGAAUCAUUGAUAAAAGGAAUUUUGUAAACUGAUAACUGUAUGGUAUUCAAUUUAUUUGUCAUCUGCUUAUCAUUUGUUAUCAGCUGUUUAGUGAUAUGUGAUACUAAUAGGAAAAACAUAUCGAAACUACUAUAUAUAACAUUUACGAUUGCAUUUCAAAUCUCAAAUUUCAAAGACCAAGAAUAUCAAAUGACUACGUCAUCACAAUAAAGCUAAUAGCGUCAAUUUGAAUGAAAUAGUUUAUGUUAAUUACAAAAAACGAGUAAUUUUAAGCGAAAGAACACUUGCUUAUUUGGUCAAGAUAGAGGGAGAUUUGGGGAGAUGGACAAAUUUCUGUGGAGAAGAUUUUUUCUUAUUGGACUAUAGAAAAAAACACUUUGGUAGAAACAUUGUCAUUGUUUGUGCUGUUACUUCUCUUUAAACGUAUUGAAGUGUAUUUGCCAUUUGCCAUUGUUUUCAGAUUCAAUAUUUUGCAUUCAAGAUAACUUUCGAUACAACUGCACCAACCAACCCUUUUUAUUUACAAUUAUUUGACCUGUAUUUGAAUUUAAUUUUGCAAUGCAUAUGAACUCAAGAAAUGAAAACAAGGCUUGUGAGGGUUUUUAUAUUUCACACAUUUAAGUAUAGGAGAGACAACGAGUGGACGUAUCUCUGGCAUAUAAAUCCGAACGUAGCGAGGGUAUAUAUGUCAUAGAUACGUCCACGAGGUGUCUAUCCGACUUAGAUCACGUGAACUAAAGCGAGGAGGUUUGGUUUCUUGUUCUUCAAUCUAAAGAUUCAUCGUUUCAAAGAUGUUCAGAUGUUAAAAUAAAGCUAACCAAAAAAGUGAUUUGGUAUGGCCUUACAAAUAAAUGCAUUUUAAAGUUUUAUUUGUAUUUUGUAAUAAGUUUCCCCAAGUUAAUGCAUACUUUGAUAAGAUUUACCUUUUGCGUUUUAUCUUUUUUAAGAAUUGUUUGGAUAAGAGUGAGGUUUUUGCCCAUAAACUGGUUUAAACCCCCAGUAAAUUUACAUUUUACUGACCGUUCCAAGGCGGUACAUAACAAUUCUUGAUAAACAUACCAAUUAUUUAUAUAUAUAUAGUAUUUAUGCACUGUGCUAUUUGUAGAGUCUUGUGCUGUUCUAUGUUUAUUGUUUGUGAUAUUGUGUUCUAUGUCUUUGGCGAUUGCCCAUUGCCACUAAACCGGGUUUAUGUUUAAACGUUUUGCUACUGAGCAUGUUUCUGUAGCUUUUUUGCAUAUAUAUUGUGAGGAAAAAUGUAAUUGUUUGGAUGUAUUAUUUGUCGUGAACGACUUGAAUAAGGGUUCUGAUAAACGUAUUACCUGUGUCAUAAUACUUUUCAUAUUACACUUUUAGACGGAAUUCACCACGAUCAAUAUAAUCAAUUUGCUACUGGCGCUGGAUCGUUUUUCAUUGUCCUCUUAUAUACCCGCUGUUUACAGUAUUAAGGUUUCAAUGAGACGAAACAGAUACCUUCUGAUGAACAGUCAAACCAUAACACUUGAAAACUGUCUAAAAUGUUCAUUAUCAGCAUAUAAAUAAAUCAAUACAAUUGAGGAAUGUGACCUGUACGUACUAUAAUGUUAAUCAUGAUAAUAGUAUAUAGCUUCAAAACUUUUUUGAAUAUAUAACUUAACCCUUAAAGCUAACAACAAAUUUUUAGCGACUUAAAUAGUGGAAAGACCAACUAAAAUAAUGUUAAGCUACUCUGGUUCCACUGAGUUCGCUUCUUUAUAUCCCGUUUUAGAUUUGUUCAAGUAUGAAAUAAUGUUUCCCGUUUGUUAAGUUUAUUUAAUGAUUAUUUUUAGACCAUGAAAGAAAUUUUAAAAAUAGGUGCCUGAUAAAUUACAUAUUAUUUUUUCUUGGCCUAUGAUUACAGUUUCAUGCUUAACUGUUCAUCAAAUGUGAUCCAUUUUGUCUCGAUGAAAUCGUGUUUUAGGAGUUGUAUAUAUACUUCUGAUGGUACAACGUGUAUAUGAGAAAUGGAGCAAUGAAAUAGCGAAUGCCGAUUGGUUGGAUAAGAGUGAGCGUGGUCUAAUGAUUGUAUUUAAAAUGUAUGUCGAUAAUAAUAUGCAGGAAAAUUAGUGUUUUAUGAAAUAUGGUAUCCAAUUUUCUCCGUUAUUUAUAUUUUUGUCGUUAAUGUACAUAUAUUGUCAUAAUUUAAGCAAUGUCUUACGAAGGAAUUUACGCUUUUUUAGUGAGUAUUGUUUCUUUAUUUGUUCUCUAGAUGUGUUUAUAAUAACCUUAACGAACUGUGUAUUUGUUGUAACAGUUUCAAAUAAAACCAAAACCAG